AUGAGAAAUGCUCACUUAUAGGGAUGUAAACAAAUUGGUGCACAACAUUUGAGUGAAACAAGCAACGCUUGUAUUUGUCGGGGACACGAGGAAACAAGUCGCCUAAUUGAUUUAAUAGCCUAAGUCUACUAUCGAUGUGCCAUAUGUAUUUUGUGCGCAACCGCUACCACAAAAAGCCUACGCAUCUUCUGUGAGAUGAGAACAGUUCCAGAGGAGAACGAAAUACGUUCAUUGGUUAUGGUCACAAUACGAAGAAAACGAUGUCGCAUUAUUGUGAGGAUCUUCAUCGUUUGGAAAUCUCUUUUUGAAUGGAACGCUUAAGAGUGGCUCAUAAGAUGUUUGCAACUUCUUCACCAACAACCUGAGACUCAUCCCUCAAACUGUAGAAUGUGUCCCGUUGUGCCACAACCGCUGUGUGUGUCCAUUGACGGGCACUUACAUGGCUUUAGGGUUACCUUGGCAUUCCUCCUGUCCAUGUGUCUGUCCCGUAUGACGUUCACGGCCGCCUGCCCACCACCCUGCAUGUGUGCUAGCGACAUCAUCUCCUGCAGUGGUCGCAAUCUGUCAACCGUUCCCCCUGACCUCCCUGGCUAUGUCACCCGAUUGGACCUCAGCCACAAUGUCCUCUCUGCUCUGCUCUUGGAUUGGUCAGACCGGCGUUUGGACAGGCUGACCGUACUGGUCCUCAGCCGAAACGCCAUUAUCCAUCUGGCACCGGACGCCUUUGCCCCCACCCCUCACCUUCGCCACCUGGACCUCUCGUCCAAUGGGCUGUCUCGGCUCAAUGCAUCUGCCUUCCAUGGGCUCGGGGAACUGGAAGUGCUGCUUCUGUUUGGAAACCGCAUCAGUCAGACCAUGGCGGGAGCCUUCCAGGGGCUGAGCAGCCUGGAAAGGCUGUAUCUGGGCGGGAACAGACUGACUGCCUUCCCCCUGGAGCUCUACCAGCGAAAUGUGGCUCUGCCACACCUGCGUUUCCUGGAUCUGUCGAUGAACAUGGUGAGGCAGGUGCCCGUGCAGAGCCUACURUCUCUGGCCACCUGGCAGCAGGGUGGCAUCUACUUGCAGGGGAACCCGUUGGUGUGCGACUGUGCCCUGCGCGCCAUGCUUGAGUACUGGGAGAGGAGGCAGUACCGUCCCCUACUAGACUUCAGGGAGGAGUAUCCAUGCAGUCUGGGUCAGGAGGAGUGGCUGAAUUGUUCUGGCAGCCCUCAGGGUGUGUUCCAUGGAACUGUAGAAGUGUCUUACCAGGCAGAGCCAGGCGAUUGGCUUAUGGUGCCGUGCCCUGGCGUUUCUCUCCCCUUCCAGGAAGGGGUGGUGGUGUUCUGGGUGACCCCAGGCGAUGGAUCCCCGGCACUGGGCGUAACAGACGAUCAGAGCAGCCGCCUCACGGUCCUCACCAACGGUACGCUGGAGAUCCGAGGGGCUCUCUGUGGGGAUUCAGGGACUUACUCAUGCGUGGCAGUCCGCGGUCGACACCGGCGCUCCAACGAGACUUUGGAGGUCACCGUCUCCGUAGGUAACCCCAGCGGACCGGGCAAGAGCGGGGAGGAACGUAGCAGCGGCGGGGAGCAUUUUAACACGGCCUUUACCACGCUGGCGUCCUGUGUGGUCAGCAUCGUCCUGGUGCUCCUCUACCUGUACCUCACUCCCUGCCGUUGCCAUGGUGGAAAGGCCGGGGGAGUUGGUGGGUGCGGCGGGCGAGCCAUGCUCCUCUGUGCAGUCCCCAGAGAGGUGGAGCUCGCAGACAGAAGGGUCACCGGUGGAAAGAGGGUGGCCUUCCUCGAAACGGAGGACGAGCACCCCCACAAAUGCAGUGCCAAGCACCCAGUAAUGGACGCUGCAGCCACAGAGGGCAUUUUGAAGAAUGGAAGCAGGGCCUUGGAGCAGGUCCUCGAAGAACACGUUGCGUAGUAUUCAGGGUCUGUCCUUAAAGCCCCACCAGGCUUUCACUAGACUACACCAUGCAAAUUGGACUGUUUGUAACAUGUUUCUCAAAAUGUCAAAUAUUGAAACCUCGCAUUGAGAAUCCAUACAUGGAAGUAGUUAUAACACCCUUUAUUUCACAAGUGAUCAGACUGCUUUUUUAUGUUAUACCUACUGUGUGGACAGAUAUGGAAACYGUAGUUGGUUUCUUUGUCAAAGUUUUAUACACAUGAACUUGCAGAUAAAGAAAUYGUUCCAAACAAAAUACAUUCUGUGAACCACCUGUGUGAAAUGCAUUAUGUAGGCAUUCAUGGAUCUAUAUUGUUAUUACAGGAUGCACAUGGUAUACACUGUCCAUCCAAAUGCUUACUUGCAGGUUCCUAGUCUGUCAUAAGGUGCCAUGCUCUAUUAUGAAUGAUCAUAACAGGGCGAACACUGUAAAUGUAUUCGUAAUGUAUUAUAUGCAGGUUGAAUGGAUGCAUUCAGACAAAGAUGUCAGUCGACCCUGAUCAGUGUCUGGGAACUAGCCAGCUCUAGCCCCAAGCCUCCCAUGACCUAUAUACUAUUGUUGUUCUCAGUUAUUUUUGCAGGUGUGACUGUGAAUAGAGUUUUUCAAGGUGAGGAAGGGACUGAUAUGUUACUGCUGCUAUUAAUAUAUUGAAGUAACUUGGAUAUUGACAUUCAUUUAGAAGAACUAAAUUUCAUUGUCUCAAUGUUGUGUCUUCAUUUAAGUAUAUAUGCAUUUCAGAUGAGUAGGCUUUUUUUUAUCUGACAAUGAUCUCGAAACAGUGCAAGAGACCUGCUAUAUCUUGCAGACACCAUUUUUAGAAAGAAAUCACUUAAUUUUAUAUUAGCGUUAGGCUGUAAUGGAAUAAAGCUUUACAACGCAUUUUCAUGUCCUUAGAGGUGAUGGAGUGUACAGGAAUUGAUUGCUGAGAUUCCCCCCCCCCGCCACUGACAGUUCUCUAGGGGACAUAUUUAACUACUGUAGGUUCCCAUUCCCACCGAUGACAAGGUAACUGGCAUCCAGAUGUGACUUGGCAAGUCAAAUUGAAUGGUCACUGUACCAAACCUACAUGUUUAUAGACAAAGCCCAGAGUUCCAUGUUUUUGUUGUUAUUUUUACAAACUGUGUUGUGAGUAUUACGUGAUCACAGUAUAAUAUUCUAUCACAGCUAAAUGUGACUUGUACAGACAUGUAGUACCAYGAUAGUUCCAAUCARUAGGUUUCAUCUGACGAAGGAAUCUGAUUAACUAAAAGCUGUAACUGUUUUUAAGGCUGUGUUGUCUAGUGCAGAGAACUCUAGCUCAAUUGUGGAAUCAGGCCCUCAUAAAAGUUCUAUGUACGGGACAUACAGUUGAAGUCUGAAGUUUACAUACACUUAGGUUGGAGUCAAUAAAACURGU
Messenger RNA from Salvelinus sp. IW2-2015, 3329 nucleotides. RefSeq names its product amphoterin-induced protein 2. Gene Ontology annotation, cellular component: plasma membrane. Gene Ontology annotation, molecular function: protein binding. Lineage: Eukaryota; Metazoa; Chordata; Actinopteri; Salmoniformes; Salmonidae. The record is from RefSeq and is a predicted model, not a curated record.